Pecten maximus is the source of this 3674-nucleotide messenger RNA. RefSeq names its product DNA excision repair protein ERCC-1-like. Lineage: Eukaryota; Metazoa; Mollusca; Bivalvia; Pectinida; Pectinidae. Gene Ontology annotation, biological process: meiotic mismatch repair; mitotic recombination; UV-damage excision repair. The transcript has a single exon. Bases 1894 to 2916 code for a protein of 340 amino acids. The record is from RefSeq and is a predicted model, not a curated record. Gene Ontology annotation, molecular function: single-stranded DNA binding; damaged DNA binding. Gene Ontology annotation, cellular component: ERCC4-ERCC1 complex; nucleus; nucleotide-excision repair factor 1 complex.
ACUUCUGCUGCCCCCAUUGCAUGAUGGUACAAGAUGACUAAUUAAUUUUGGUAUGUUGUCUUUUUUAACAAUUGCUUUCUUCCAAAUGACUCCCUUGGCACUGUGCAUACCUCACUUUUGGUCUUUUGUUGAGCGUUCACCCCUGCAAGGAAUGCUUUGGGUUCUGUUCCCAUGCCAUCCCAGAGUCUAUAAAAAUGGCAGUUGCUUCGAUUCUCCUGCUUAUAUUUGUGCACAUUGCAGGGCUUUUCUGGGGGCUUUUUGGUGCCCCAUUCCCAAUUAAAAUUAUUUCAUAUUUAAGCAAGAUUCCCAAAAUUUACUCCUGAAAAAAUCUUUUCCAAAUCGCCAAUUUUCUUCCCAAAAUGAGACCAAAAGGCCCCAUCCAAAACCUGCAGUGAGAAAGCCCUGUAAUUUUUGGACAUGUAUGGCUAAUUUCAAAUUUGCCCGUUGUCAGUAUAAAGCGACCAGUUGUGAAUUGGAAUGUCCUGCUUAGUGUCUUUGGCAGUAUGCUUCAGUGAGGUAGCACUAUAAAGUCAGCAUCACUUCGGUUCCUUGCUAUCCCAAGGGGACAAACACAGACAUACAAUGACUAUACUAUGUAUCAUGAUCAUAGUUCACAAAGCACACACACACACUACACUCAUGCAUCUCUCACACAAUCGAUACCUUCCUUAAAUGAUAAUAGCUUUUGAUAUGAUGUUAAACAAUAUACUAAACUAAACCAAUCUUAAUUAGUGGUCAACAUGCAGACAGUAAAACGAUUCCAUUAUAUGAAUUAUAUUUACAACACCAUCAGUGUAUGUGUUGCUUUAUCAUUGCAUGAAACAAUUGUGACUAGAAUCUUAAGUCCUAUGAAUCAAAAGUUCAUCAAACCUUUAACCUUGCAGACAUAGGUUUUUAAUCAGAUUCUGAAAAUCCCCAAGUGCUAUAUAUACAUAUAUAUAUAUACUUGUAUACAUUAUCUGCUAAUUAUGGUGGCUUUGAAGUACUUUACUCUCUCUAUAGUAUAAAGGUAGACAUGAAAAGCUGAUUAGAAAUGUUGCACAGUAAUCAGCCACAAAUGUUAUAAUUGGGUUACAUAAUAUUAAUGUAUUUGUUGCUGGACAUAUAAAUCACACUUGCAGAAGGUAGCCACGACCAUUAAUUGUCCUUUAGGAUAUAUCACAUGUACUGUUAGAAUAUCACAUGUACGUACAUGUACAACACAUAUGGUACAUCGGUUAUUACAAUGUUACUAACAGUACCAUAUGUGUUCCCAUGGUGCUGAAAUAUAUAUUUAAAAAAAAGAAAGAAAAACCCAUGAUAUAAUCAAGGUUAAUUAUACACUUCGAAUUCAGAUAUCAGGACCUCAGUUGAUCUCUUGCAACUGGGAUUUAGCUAUUACAGAGGUCAAACAUAUACCCAGUAUGUCAUAUAGACAUAUAUAAUAUAUCUAGCAAACAUAAGAGUCAAAAUAUGAUUUUGGGGAGUCUGUCAAAAACACUCUCAAGGGUCUAUGUAUACUGGAUAUGUUAUAUUACUUCAUACUUAAAGAUUUUUUCACGUUCAUUAAAAAUCAAUUGAUAUCUAUAAAUCUUAAAAACAAUAACUGGUCAUUCUUGUCACUGGUCAGAUUAACAUAACUGGUGUAUGAUCAUGUGAUAUCUGUUGUGACCAACUAAUAUCUUGUCUUUUGUUCAGUGGUAUAUAUGAGAAGCUAAAUGUUAUGACAUCUUUAUCAUCAAGGAACAAUAUCUUUGUGGAAAAAUGGAUUUGUAAUUUUAUCAGCAUUGAAUUUGAUUGGAAAAGAGAACAAAUCAAAACAGACUUUGUGAUCAGAUCAAUAUUUUUUUGUAGCGUGUGAACUGUGUAAGCUUAAAGCUUGAUUUGUGAUCCUUUCAUACUUCUGGAAAGAGGAUGGCUGCUGAGAAAAAGAAAUUCAAAAUUCCCUCUGCAACAGAGAUGGAACAGUCAUCAACGAGUACCAUAAAACCACAUGAUACUCUUGCUGCUUUCAAGAGACAACAAGUCGAAGAUAAAUCUUGUAAAACCACAGAAAAGAAGAAAACAUUACCUGAUCAGAAUCAAGUCAAAAUUGCUUCCUUUCUUACAUCAUCUAAACCAUCCACAUCAAAAGCUAGCACUUCAACAAACAAAUUCAAUCAGCCCGAACCUGUAGCUACUGAAAAAAGGGAUGCGUUAUCAUCAUCAUCAUCAACUGAACCUGAAAUAAAAGAUAAAGAAGAAACAUCAACAAACUCUAGUGAUAAAUUUAUGGCUCCAGUGACUGUUGGUAAGGGGAGCACAAGUAACGCCCUGAUUGUCAACCCCAGACAGAGAGGCAAUCCCAUUCUCAAGUCUGUGCGUAACGUAGCCUGGGAAUAUGGAGACAUUGUGCCGGACUAUGUGAUGGGCUUGAGUACAUGUGCUCUGUAUCUGAGUUUAAGGUACCACCAACUUCAUCCCAAUUACAUUCACGACCGACUCAAGCAGUUAGGCCGGGCGUAUGAUCUGCGCGUCAUGCUGGUCCAAGUGGAUAUCAAAGAACCUCAUCAUCUUCUGAAGGAUCUUGCCAAGAUUUGUAUUCUAGCAGACUGUACACUCAUGUUGGCAUUCACAACUGAAGAAGCUGGACGCUACCUCGAGACUUACAAAGUUUACGAGUUUAAACCACCUGAUGCCAUCAUGGAAAAAACAGAUCAUGAUUUUGUGUCAAAGUUUACUGAUUGUAUAACCAGUGUGAAGUCUGUGAAUAAAACUGAUGCGGUGACACUGAUGUCAACAUUCAAAUCACUCAAAGGUGUCAUGGAAGCUUCAAAAGAAGAUCUGUCUCUUUGUCCAGGGUUUGGACCUCAGAAAGCCAAGCGUGUGUAUGACAUAUUCCAGGAACCAUUCAUGAAAGCCAAGAAACAAAAACCAGAGAAGAGUGAUAAUAAGUAAAGAAAAUAUUGGAAAUUAUUAUUUAUUUUUUGUUGAAAAAAAUAGAAAAGAAAAAAUGUCGAGUGAAAUGAAGUUUAACUUCAAUUUCAAGUAAAUUACUAAUUAUUUGUAUAUUGCAAUUGAAUAUAAAUGUAGGUGUGUUUACAUGUAUACAUGUAUAAACUUUGUAUAUUGGCUGUAUUGAACUAUAUAUAUCAUGAGGAACUUUGAUUGUCUGAUCUGUUAUUGCAUUGAAUGUACCUUACUUAGAAAUUGAAUUAUCAAUAGUAUUGAGUAAAAUAGGUGGUUGUGUAAUUUUACAUACAUGUAUGUCAGAGUUAUUCCCCUUUUUGACAGACAGGUAUCUAGUAUGUAUCCUGAAUUUAUUGCAUGUAGCUUAGAUUUUUGUUGUUGUUGAUAAAUGGAGAUAAUGGAAUAUUUUUGCACAAAAGAAAUGGUAUCACUUAAUUUAUCAGAUGAAAUUUAAGAAUUGAGAAAAAAAAUAUAAGUACAGUCAAUACAAUGUACAUUCCUAUAUGUUAGCUAUAUGUAUCACAGGGAUCAAUAAUUCUGGAUCAUGAUCAUGAUUUAUAGAAGACUUUCAGGGUUUUGAAUUAAGUAGAUAUAUAGGGUAAUGUAAAACUUUCUGAGAAGAUUUGUAAUGACUUAUUUUGCAGACCAGUAUAUCAAUUAUUUUUACAUUUGUGCUAUUCAUAUACAGCUGUAUAUACAUUCAAUGUAUUAAAGUGUUGGGAGAAAAAAAAAUUGUUUUCUUUUGU